Scophthalmus maximus (turbot) is the source of this 3148-nucleotide messenger RNA. RefSeq names its product major vault protein (gene mvp). Gene Ontology annotation, cellular component: nucleus; cytoplasm. The transcript is spliced from 17 exons. The record is from RefSeq and is a predicted model, not a curated record. NCBI's taxonomy places the organism in Eukaryota, Metazoa, Chordata, Actinopteri, Pleuronectiformes, Scophthalmidae. The coding region runs from base 133 to 2769 and encodes 878 amino acids.
CACGUGACUUCUGCUCCUUCCCGCAGCCACGCCCACUUCUUCUUCCGGGUUCCUGCAGGUCGAGGCCGGACCCGCCCCGCCUCCCUCACUCCGCUGCGGACCGUCACCGGGACGAGAGUUACGUUUUGGACCAUGUCGAAGAAGCCAGGAAACCGUGGGCCGGAGGGCGAGGGGCCGAUGGAGGCGUCGAUCAUCCGGAUCCCACCUCAUCACUACAUCCACGUGCUGGACCAGAACACCAACAUCGCCCGCGUGGAGAUCGGACCGCUCACCUACAUCCGCCAGGACAACGAGAGAGUUCUCUUUGCACCGGUUCGUAUGAUCAUCGUGCCGCCGCGUCACUACUGCGUGGUCGCCAACCCCGUCUCCCGCGACGACAACGGUCAGGUCCUCUUCGACCAGUCGGGUCAGGCCAAGCUCCGCCACGCAGACCUGGAGAUCCGCCUGAGCCAGGACCCGUUCCCCCUGUACCCCGGAGAGGACGUCCAGCAGGACGUGACGGCGCUGCAGAUCGUGUAUCCGGACACGGCGCUGCGUCUGCAGGCGCUGCUCGACUUCCAGGAGACGGGAGGCGAGAAGAGAGUCGCCGGAGACGAGUGGCUGUUCGAAGGACCGGGUACCUACAUCCCCAGGAAGGAGGUCGCCGUCCUGGAGACCAUCAAGGCGACGGUGAUCCGAGAGAACCAGGCGAUCAGACUGAGAGCUCGCAAGGAAGGAGUGGACAGAGGAGGAGUCCAGAGAGUCACAGGCGAGGAGUGGCUGGUCAGUAAAGUGGGCGCGUACCUUCCAGGGGCCCAUGAAGAGGUCAUUGACAUCGUGAAUGCCUUCAUCCUGACGGACAAGAAAGCGCUCCACGUCCGCGCCCUGCGACCUUUCAAGGACACAGGCGGCCGCGACCGGCGCACGGGCGAGGAGUGGCUGGUCACCAUGGCCGACCGGGAGGCUCACAUCCCCUCGGUGGCGGAGGAGGUGGUGGGCGUGGUGGACGUGACCACGCUGAGCAGCAGGCAGUACUGCGUGAUCCUGGACCCGGUCGGACCCGACGGGAAACCUCAGCUGGGCCAGAAGAGGGUGGUGAAGGGCGAGCGCUCCUUUUUCCUGCAGCCGGGGGAGCUCCUUGAACACGGCAUCCAGGACGUGUACGUGCUGUCGGAGGAGGAAGGUCUGGUGCUGAGAGCGGUGGAGGCGUUCAACGACACCGAGGAGCUCGACGAGGAGGAGGAGGAGGCCGAGGAGCAGCCGGUGCAGGAGAGGGCCAAGAGAUCCCGCAGGAGCGGCGUCCUCCGUCGGCCCGGAGACCGCUGGAUGCUGCGCGGCCCCAUCGAGUACGUCCCGCCCACCUCUGUGGAGGUGAUGCUGACACGUCACGCCAUCCCGCUGGACGAGAACGAGGGAAUCUACGUCCGCGACAUCAAAACGGGAAAGGUGCGUGCGGUGAUCGGUCACACCUACAUGCUGACUCACGAUGAGGAGCUGUGGCCGAAGGACCUUCCCGCUAAAGUGGAGACCCUGCUGGCCUCUCCCCACGACCCGCUGGCCGACCGCUCGGACCGGACCAUGACCGGCAGCAGCCAGCCCAGGGACAAGACCCGGGUCGUCUCCUACAGGGUCCCCCACAACGCCGCCGUCCAGGUGUACGACUACAGGGAGAAGAAGGCCAGGGUGGUGUUCGGUCCGGAGAUGGUGAUGCUGGGACCCGACGAGCAGUUCACCGUGCUGUCGCUGUCAGGAGACAAGCCCAAGAGAGCCAACGUCAUCAAGGCCAUCUGCCUCCUGCUGGGACCCGACUUCUGCACCGACAUCAUCACCAUCGAGACGGCCGACCACGCCCGGCUGCAGCUGCAGCUGUCCUACAACUGGCACUUUGAACUAAAAUCUCCUGCGGACGCUGCCGAUGCCACCGCUCUGUUCUCCGUCCCGGACUUCGUGGGAGACGCCUGUAAAGCCAUCGCCUCGCGGGUCAGAGGCGCCGUCGCCUCCGUGCAGUUUGACGACUUCCACAAGAACUCAAACCGGAUCAUCUGCUCAUCCGUGUUCGGCUUCGACGAGAAGCUGGCGGUCCGUUCCUGCCUUCGCUUCCCCCAGAACAACCUGGUGAUCAGCAGCGUGGACAUCCAGUCCGUGGAGCCGGUCGACCAGAGGACGCGAGACGCCCUGCAGAAGAGCGUCCAGCUCGCCAUCGAGAUCACCACCAACUCCCAGGAGGCGGCCGCACGCCACGAGGCGGAGCGUCUGGAGCAGGAGGCUCGGGGGAAACUGGAGCGCCAGAGGAUCACCGACCAGGCCGAGGCCGAGAGGACCAGGAAGGAGCUGCUGGAGCUGGAGGCUCUGAGUGCUGCGGUGGAGAGCACAGGAGCAGCGAAGGCCGAGGCUCAGUCCCGGGCCGAGGCGGCUCGUAUCCAGGGGGAGGCGGCCGUCAACGAGGCCAAGCUGAAGGCCGAGGCUCAGCGGAUCGAGGCGGAGGGGGAGCUGCAGCGGCUGGCGAAGGCCCGUGAGCAGGAGCUGAGCUACAAGAAGGAGAUGGAUCAUCUGGAGGUGGAGAAGCAGGAGCGUCUGGCUCAGAUCGAGAGUCAGCGGUUCAGGGAGCUGGUGCAGAGUCUGGGCAGCGACACGCUGAAGGAGAUGGCCCGAGCCGGACCCGAGCUGCAGGUCAAGAUGCUUCAGGCUCUGGGGCUGAAGUCCACCCUCAUCACGGACGGGUCGUCGCCCAUCAACCUCUUCACCACUGCGAACGGCCUGCUGGGGGCGCUGCCGGGGCAGGGACAGUGAGGGAGGGAGGAAAUGUCCAGAAGUAAACCUCCACAGAUUCUCUUCGUACUGUGAUCGGACUCACAGACGCGCUGGUGUUUCUCAGGUUUACUUUAGGACAGAAGUUCCGGCGAUGAAGAAAGAAUCUGCUCUACAUUCUACGUUUAGUUGCCAUGUCUGACGGCCAAAGAAUAUUCUGUUUCUGCUUCACUCUACGUCCACGAGGAAUAAAAAAAUAUAUAUACUCGCAUGCAAUGCUAAUGUUUACAUAAUCCACAAUAAACAUCUGUCUCUGUGGGGAUGAAAUGAAGAUCGAUAACCAACGUUUGCCUUAAAGAAGUUUCUGUUUCUCCACAAAGAAACGAUGUGACGACAUUAAAGUUCUGCUGCUUUACACAAA